This is a messenger RNA of Blepharisma stoltei, 7280 nucleotides long. NCBI's taxonomy places the organism in Eukaryota, Ciliophora, Heterotrichea, Heterotrichida, Blepharismidae. The record is from the annotation of a GenBank genome assembly.
AUGGGUAUCAGCGAAUCUCAUCAUGUCCAUCCAGACUUAAAGUCUCUUGUCCUUACCUCUGACCAAAUCAACGCUCUCUAUGAAAACUCCAAACUUUUUGAAUCUUCUCGUUCUUUAUCAGUUCAAGAAAUUGAGCCAGUUUUAUCACUUUCCCCAUCUCAAUGUGAACUAGUAGGGCAGCUCUUUGACCCAUCCUCAAGCGGAAAAAUUGAUGUUUAUGAGCUUAUAGGAGGCUUGAUAAUCAUUUCAGACUCAUCACUAGAAACCAAAGCAAAUCUGCUAUUCCAGCUAUACGAUUUAGAUCAUUCCCUUUCUAUUUCUUUUGAUGAGCUUCUUGUGAUGCUCACAACUGGGAUGAAUGCCCUUUGCCAUAUGACAGGAGCACCAGCCUUCUCACCUGACCACCUAAAUGAGCAUACUCAUAGGGUAUUUGACAAAGUUGAUGUCAAUCAUGAUAAUACAAUCUCCAUUAGGGAAUGGGUCAGCUUUAUUACACGAGAUAUAGAGCUUGUGCAAAUACUUGAAAAGCUUGAACUUAUUACGACUGAAGAUAAACGCCCUAACUGGGGAAGUGAAGAAAGCCCAGAAGUUGACAGUGACUUAGAAAAUGAAACUGACAAGAAAAAGUUCAAGAGAACUGCGGUACAAGAAAAAGUGAAAAACGGAGAAGAAAAUUACUUUGAUAUUGUUGAAGUAGGAGAAGGCGAUCAGUUUGGAGCUGUAAAACCAUGGGAAGCAGCAGUUAGAUCUUCAGUUCCAACUGGGUAUAGAAGAAAAGCUGGAGAUGACGACCCUCCAGAUGCAAAUUUAGAACUUGAAUAUGUAUAUGGCUACAGAAGUCAUGAUGUCAGAAAUAAUAUAAAAUACACUGCAAAUGGAGACGUCCUUUAUCAUACAGCCGCUAUAGGAGUUGCCCUUAACACUUCUGCUAAUACCCAAAACCAUUUUAUUGCCCACACUGACGAUAUCAUUUCUUUUGAUAUAAGCCCAGAUGGGACUCUUGCAGCCACAGGUGAAAUCGGAAAAAGUCCUUUAUUAUGUGUCUGGAAUACAGAAACAAUGGAAUGCCUCAAAACUUUUAAAGGAGUUUUUACCAAAGGUAUCUCGAUAAUCACUUUUUCUCCUGACGGAAGCCAAAUAGCCGCUAUGGGCGCUGACGAUGACCAUUGUGUAGUGAUUUAUGACAUAAAUAAAACAACAGGAAAAUCAGGAGCUAUGCAAAAUGUGUCUGCGACUGGAAAGGCUGGUAAAGACAAUUUUAUGGAUUUAAAGUUCCACCCUACCAUUCCUAAUAAACUUAUUGCUUGUGGAGUUAAAGUCUAUGAAGUUUUGACCAUAAACAGCAAUACAAUUACAGCGAAAAAAGGUAUUGGCUGGAAUAAGACCCCAAAUACUCAGCAACAAGCUUUAGUAAGUAUCGGCUUUAUUAGUGGCACUCCAGUGACUGGUGCUUUUAAUGGCUGCAUUUUUAGAUGGAAUGAAAAUACGCUAGGAGAUGCCGUCAAAGUCCACGAGUCAAGCAUUAUUUGUCUAUCACAGAGACCUGCAGGAAAUGGAAUUAUUUCAGGAGGAAAUGAUGGGAUGAUCCAUAUUCUAGACGAAAGAUUGGCCAAAAUACAAAGUUUUGAUAUAAAAUCUGCAGGUAGUCUGCUACCAAAGAUUAGAAGUGUAUUUGAAGGAAGAAAUGGGAAGAUUUUGGUAGGGACUAGAGCUAGUGAAAUAUAUGAAAUUUCUGGCGCAGAAAGCAGGAUAGUAAUGAAAGGGCAUUAUGAUAAAGAACUCUGGGGACUUGCCACACAUCCUAGCCAAACUAAAUUUGCAACUGCUGGACAAGACUGCUUACUAUCUAUUUGGGACUCAUCUACAAAGAUCCAAAUAAACCAAGCUAAGCUAGAAGCUGCUUGUAUGACAGUUGACUAUUCUCCCAAUGGUGACUUAAUAGCUGUCGGUCUCGAGUCAGGCAAAAUUCUCAUCUACAACUCAGAAUCCUUACAAAUCCUCCACUCAGCCCAUGACCGCAAAAAGCCAAUCUCAGAAAUAAAAUUUUCCCCUGACAGCUCUCAUUUAGCUGUAGGAGCUCACGAUGCUUUAAUAUUUAUUUACGAAGUAGGCAGCUUCAGACUUCUCCAUAAAAUGAAAGGUCACAGCUCUGCAAUUACUCAUAUUGACUUUUCUAUGAAUGGACAUAUUAUCCAGUCAAAUAGUAUGAGCUAUGAAAUCCUUUAUCAUGAUAUCACUAAUGGAAAACACCUACCUGGUGGCUCAUCUGAAUUUAAAGAUGAAGCCUGGAAAACUUGGUCUUGCAUUAUUGGAUGGCCUGUUCAAGGAAUUUGGCCACCUUGCUCUGAUGGGACUGAUGUAAAUGCAUUGAAUAGAAGUCCUUCGAGAAGAGUGGUAGCGACUGCUGAUGACUUUGGGCAGGUAAAACUGUUUAAGUAUCCAUGUGCAGUUAAAGGGUCAGGGUUCAAUGCAUAUAGAGGACAUUCAGCUCAUGUCACUAAUUGUAGGUUCCUUGGAGAUAAACUAAUUACAACUGGAGGAGGUGAUAAAGCUAUUUUCCAAUGGAGUUUUCAUGAAGAAGGAGCUGAAGAAAUCCAAGAAGAGCCUAUAGAGCAAGCUGAAGAAAAAUCAGUCGCCAAAAAGCCUAUUAAAUCAGAAAUCAUCUUAUCAUGGCAAGAUGAAGUAAAAACUGCUUCACCUACAGGAUUCUCAGCAAUUCCAGCCCUUGCCAAAAUGCCUGACGAAGAAAUUGAUAUUUUCCAUGCGUUUGGAUACAAUGCUCCUAGAGAUAAUUUGAAAUUCCUCAGUGAUGGAAAAAUAAUUUACCCUGCAUCCACAUUUGGAGUUCUAUUAGACCCAUCGUCAAAAAUUCAGCAAUAUUAUAAACUCCAUACAGGAGAAGUCACUUCUCUUGCAUUACACCCUAACAAAAAGCUAGUAGCAACUGGGGCAUAUAGCAAGCUUAAAGGUUCUAAGCCUGAAAUCCACAUCUGGGACUCAGAAACUAUGCAAAAUGUCUGCUCACUUGCGGGUUUCCAUACAAGUUCUAUAAGAUUUCUCAAUUUUUCACCAAAUGGAGCCAAACUUUUAUCAGUAGGCACUGAUAGUGACCAUAGUCUGGCAGUCUAUGACUGGCAAAAUAACAGGCUAAUCUGCAGCACUAAAGUGGAUAAAGGACUGGUUAAUGGGGCUUUAUUUGUUUCCAAUACUGAAUUGGUAAUUUUUGGGCCGAAAUUUAUAAAAUUCUUUACUGCAGCUAGCCAAAACUGCACAGCAACUAAAGGAAAUUCAGCUGUAAAAGCUUUUGAAGAACAAUACUGUGGAGUUUUUUAUAAUAAGAAAUUAGUGACUGGGACAAAGCAAGGGAAUUUGUUUAUAUGGGAUGGGAAAAAUUUAGAAAGAUACAUAAAAGCUCAUGAUGGAAGCGUCCUUUCUUUGUGUGCCCUUGAGCAACAGCUUAUUAGUGGAGGGUCUGAAGGGACUGUGAAGCAAUGGGACAGCUCGUUUAGAAGCUUAAGAAGCUUUGCGAUUAGUCAGUUUACUAGUUAUGGAAUUAGGUCAAUUGAUGUAAAUGGGGAAGGAAAUGUCCUGGUAGGAACGAAAUCGUCACAGAUUUUGAAUAUUUCUGGAUGGGAAAAUGCAAGUGUGAUAAACCCAGGAAGCUUUGAAGGAGAAUUAAAAGGAUUGGCGGCUCAUCCAAGGGUAGCAAGUAUUUUUGCUACGUGUGGAGGAGAUAAAGCAUUGAGAUUGUGGGAUAUUGAUCAAAAAUCUGCAAUUGCUUCGAUUGAUUCACAAGAACCAUUUGUGUCUAUUGACUGGUCUUCAAAUGGACUAUUCUUACUUCCUCUAAGAAUCAGCAAGAUAGGAAAAAAGCUCGAUUUUUAAAGAGACCAAAGCUCAUAAUAGAAAAAAAAUUAUUCAUCAUUUUUGCAUGGAAAUGCUCUAUAUUUAUUAUAUUAGAAUUUUGCUAUUUAAAUAAAACAAAUUAUUAAUAAAUAAAUAAAAAACGCUUCAGUAAAUAAUAAAAAUUGCUCUUAAGUGCAAAGAGGAGCUAGCAGCAGUCGUAGCAUCAGGAAAAUUAACCCUAUUUGAUGCUGGAAAUCUACCAAACCUUUCUGCCUCGCAUCUAUUCCAUAAGUCAGCUGGCUCUGAAGCAACAUCAGUUAAAUUUUCCCCUGAUAAUGAAAAAAUCGCCUUAGGAUUUGCAGGAGGCGAUAUCCAAAUCAUAACAAUAAGUGGCAGCAAUUUAUCCAUUACUUCAGAAAUUAAGCCAGACAUAUCAGGAGGUAUUGAGCAUUUAUCCUGGUCUUCAGAUUCCUCAAUUCUCGCCGUUAACACUUCCAAAGCUGAGCUCAGAUUUAUAAGCAUAAACUCUCAGUCUUCUGUUCCUUUUGAAUCCAUCAAAGAUCUUGAAUGGAGAAACUGGACUUGUCCAUUAGGAUGGCAAUCACAAUCAGCCUGACAAGAAGGUCUUAAGACCAUUGCAGUCUGCAGCUCGAACAAUGGAAAACUACUUGCUACAAGUGACGAAAAUCAAAGGAUUAACCUUUAUAAAUACCCAGCAGUAGCCCCAAAACAAGCUUGCAAGUCAUUUAAAGGCCACUCAUCUCCAGCCUCCUCUUUAAGGUUUUCUGCUGAUGAUAAUUACCUUAUCUCCAUUGCAGAGCAAAGUAUUUUAAUAUGGAAAACUGACAUAAAUGAGCCUCAUGAAGUAGAAGAAGCCGAAGAAGAAAAAUCAGAAGAGCCUGAAGAAAUCACCACAACAGAAAUCCUUCAAAAGAAAGCUGACAAAAAAGAAAAAGCUAAAGCUAAGCUUGAAGACGGAAACGCCGAAGAAGACUUUUUUAAGCUCGAAGAAGCAGGCCAAGGCGAUGAAUUUAUGGCGACCAAACCUUGGAUUGGUGCCUUAAAAGCUCCUUCAGAUUUCAAAAGACCUACUAGGAACCAAAAACUCGCCCCAGCUGUUGACAUUGAGUUAGAAUUUGUCCAUGGCUAUAGAGGAAAAGACUGCAGAAACAACUUAUUAUAUCUCCCUGACGGAAGACUUAUAUAUCAUGCUGCUGGACUUGGAAUUAUUUAUGAAAGAGACUCCCAUUCUCAGUCAUUUUUCAAUAAACAUGUCGAUGAUGUCACUGCAUUUGCCUUAAGCCCUAAUAAAGAAUUAGCAGCUACAGGAGAAGUAGGAAGGAGGCCAAGCAUUUAUGUGUGGGAUACUUCUUCAUUAAUGCCAGUAGCACAGUUUAAGAAACCGAUUGAAAAUGGUGUAGCUGCUCUUGCAUUUUCUCCUUCUGGAGGGAUGCUUGUAGCUGUUAGUGCUGGAGAUGACCACAAUGUAGCGGUCUUUAAUUUGAAAACAGGGGCUGUUAUUUGUUUUGUUAAAGGAGAUAGAGAAAAAAAUCCUUAACGUAGUCAGAAAUAAAAUGGAGAUGUUGGCGAAAAUUGAUCUUCGAGGAGCACUCCCUAUGGUUGGAUUCGUCUAAUGAAGCUGAAUUAGGGCCCCUGUGCCUUUUGAAGUAGGCCUUGGGCUUGGGGAGAGGGAAGUUUUGUUUCUCCCCUGAAGGUUUUCCCUGUCCCUGCCAGGUGGGCAAGACAUUUUUGUCUCUAAAAGUCUUCUUCUAUCGGGACUAUAGGGGUACCGACAGAGGGUGGCUUUGACCUAGGGAGUUGAUUCUUAGAUAGGUUAGUCUUGCCAGAAAAUUCAAGAAGAUAAAAUUUUGGCUGGGCCUUACACCAUUCACACUUGGUGUAUAUGCACCCAGCGUAGGCCACAUUUACUAAAGUCAAGGUAGUCCAGAAAAUGGGUCUCGCUUAUGGCCAUAAAGUCUUAAUCCUUACCGUAGUCUUUACUGCCGAAAGCUCAUUUGUGACUGUUGGGAUCAAGCAUUAUAAAGCCUGAAGUCUUGCUGGAGGAACUGUGACUGGCAAAAAAGGAGUUUUUGGAAAAAAUAAUACAAAUUUGUUAAGCGCGAUUGCAAUUGGAGCUGAUGUGUAUACAGGAGCAGGAUCUGGAGAGAUUAUUAAAUGGAAAGGAACUGGAGCAGUUAAAGCUUAUGAAGUCCACCAAAAAGCGGUCGAUAGCUUAUGGACUGAUACAAGAACAAUUGUGUCAGGCGGCAAAGAUGGACUUGUGCAUAUUCUGGACCUUACAUUAAGAAAGUUAAAAUCAUUUGAUUUCAAUCAGCACGGGUCUAUUUGUCCAUUAAUUAGAGCUGCAAGCAUAUCAGGAGAUGGUGAAUGGCUAGCUGUUGGAACAUAUGGCUCAGAAAUUUAUGAAGUCAAUAUAAGAUCUAACGACUUUAGAAGACUAGUUGUAGGUCAUUAUACUCCUUCAAGAGGCAGAACUGUCACAAAUGAAGUGUGGGGACUCGCAGUUUUACCUAACAGAAAAUUAUAAAAAUUAUAAAAAUUAUUAUUUUUAUUAUAAAAAUAAAAAAGAAAAAUAAAUAGCUAACAGAAGAAACUAUAUCACAGCUUCUGAUGAUGGAACUCUAAGACUCUGGGACAUUGAAAGCAGAUCCCAAAUCCACGUGCUUAAAUUCACUGAAAAUAUUGAAAUCCCAAUCUCAGCCAUGGCUAGAUGCAUAGGUGUCCAUCCAAGCGGCUCAAUGCUUGUUGUUGGCUUUAAAGACGGCUCAUUUACCAUUAUAGACCUAAAUUCUUGGGAAAUCAUCACUCAAAAGAAAAACAGAAAAGAAGAAAUUUCUGAUGUGAAAUUUUCGCCAGACGGAGAAAAGCUUGCUGUAGGGUCUCAUGACAAUUUUAUUGACAUUUAUACGGUUUCUGAUUUUAAUCGUAUUGCAAUCUGCAAAGGACAUAGCUCUUAUAUCACUCAUUUUGACUGGUCUCAGGACUCAAAUUUCCUUCAUUCUAAUUGUGGAGCGUAUGAGCUGCUGUUUUGGGAUGCAAAUACAGGGAAACAAAUAACUUCUGGGGCCACGUCGCUGAGAGAUGAGCACUGGGCUACUUGGAGCUGUGUGAUUGGAUGGCCAGUUCAAGAAAUUUAUCCGCCUUAUUCAGAUGGGACUGAUGUGAAUGCAACUGAUAGAAGUAAGAGAAAGUUUGGAAAUAAUGAAUAUUACUUGUUAGCGACUGGUGACGAUUUUAGUACUGUUAAGGUGUUUAGGUAUCCAUGCAUUGUUAAAGGAGCUGAGUCUGCUUUAGGAAGAGGGCAUAGCUCACAUGUGACGAAUGUUAAGUUCAGUGUGGAUGAUAGGUAUUUGUUUAGUACUGGAGGAGAUGAUCAAUGCGUCUUCCAGUGGAGAGUAAUACCGAAAGCAUAA